Staurois parvus is the source of this 396-nucleotide messenger RNA. The record is from the annotation of a GenBank genome assembly. NCBI's taxonomy places the organism in Eukaryota, Metazoa, Chordata, Amphibia, Anura, Ranidae.
AUGUCCCCUUUUUUAGGUGUCGUCAUCGCUGUGAUCGCGGUCCUCGUGAUCCUCAUCGUCGUGGUGCUCCGUUACACAUGUAGACACCAGGGGACUUAUUUCACCAACGAGGCCAAAGGCACGGAAUUUGCUGAGAGCGCCGACGCAGCCCUAAAAAACGACCCGUCGUUGCAGGAGUCUGCAGACGAGUCGAAGAAAGAAUAUAUUUUAUCUGAGAGGAUGGAGAAUCGUCCUCACCGCCAUCAAAGUCCCAUUGUGUCUUGGGGGAUCACCACCAACAUGCUUUUAUAUUCCAGUUUACAUGUGGAUUAUGUAACUAGAAUGGGGAAGGGGGGGAGGGGUUCCACUAAAGGCAUGCCUCCCAUCCUGUUUUUGGACAACCAACAUCUGGCUUGA